ACACUGGAAAAAAAAACAUAUACUGCUUUGGCUUUAACUUAGAUAGAAACGCCCAAAGCUGAGUUCUUGCAGCCAUGGCUGGAAGAAAAAGAAGAAAAAUGAAGUCAUUAGCUGCGACAGCUCCAAAUAAUGGUGCUGCUUCAAGUGAGGAGCGUGAAGAAUCUGAUGAGCAAAACUCAUUGUUUCGUGUGCCGGUUGAUAUCCUAGAACAGAUUCUCUGCCGGUUAAACUUGAAGGAAAAUAUCCUUGCUUCUGCUGUUUGCAAGCAAUGGCUUGCUGCUGCCAUUUCUGUAAGAGUUGCGAAUAAACCACCUUGGCUUAUGUUUUUCCCGAAAUUCGGUGACUUGGUUGAAUUCUAUGACCCUUCAGUGAGGCAAACUUAUUCUGUUGAGUUACCAGAGUUACGUGGCUCGAGGCUUUGCUAUGCGAAGGAUGGCUGGUUGCUGCUAUACAAGCCCAGAAGUUUGCGUGUGUUCUUCUUCAAUCCUUAUACGAAGGACGUGAUCAAUUUGCCAGGACUAGAAUUAACAUACCAGAUAGUUGCUUUUUCGGCAGCUCCAACAUCCCCCGACUGUAUUGUUUUCACAGUUAAGCAUGUCAGCCCCACUUUGGUUGCAAUUAGCACAUGUAAACCAGGGGCAACUGAAUGGACAACUGCCAAUUACCAAAACCGUUUGCCAUUUGUUAGCAGCAUUUGGAAUAAGUUAGUUUUCUGCAAUGGUCUCUUUUAUUGUCUGAGUCUUACUGGCUGGUUGGGAGUCUAUGAUCCAGAAGAACAUACUUGGCUUGUUCGUGUGGUUCCACCUCCGAGAUGCCCCGAGAACUUUUUCGUCAAAAAUUGGUGGAAAGGAAAAUUCAUGGCAGAGCACAAUGGAGAUAUCUAUGUGAUAUACACUUGCUCUACUGCAAAUCCGGUGGUAUAUAAAUUGGACCAAAUAAAUAAAAUUUGGGUGGAGAUGCAAACUUUAGGUGGUUUGACUCUUUUUGCUAGUUUCCUUUCAUCCCAAGCAAGGACAGACAUUCUUGGUGUGAUGAGAAAUAGUAUUUAUUUCUCUAAGGUUCGUUUUUAUGGAAGGCGUUGCAUAUCCUAUUCCCUCGAUAAAAACAGAUACUACCCGCGAAAGCAGUGUUACGAUUGGGGAGAACAAGAUCCUUUCGAGAGCAUUUGGAUUGAUGCACCGCCGGACCUUUCAGCCUUUGCCUGAAAAGAUUUGUGACAAAGGGCCUCAAAUACAAGGUCCCUCUUCAAACGGCUUCAUCGACCAGUUCUAGAGCUGCAGAUGUAGUCAAGUAGCCACCUUGCUGCAGAAAAAGUGAAAACCGAACCGAUGGUUCAGAUGUAUCACUAAAUGUUGUCAAAGACCUGGAAGGCAUGAUAAAGAACAGGGUUCUAAUCAUGUUAUCUCUCAAUUUAUAGUACUUUAUAAGUUGUCAUUGAACAUUUUCCUUCAGUGUAGAUAACAUUUUAGGGUAAUGUUGUAGUUGAAUUUGUAGAAGUUUAAUUCAAGCUGACUAAAUAAGAGCUUU
Messenger RNA from Solanum verrucosum, 1527 nucleotides. Its product is annotated as F-box/kelch-repeat protein At1g57790-like. Bases 75 to 1205 code for a protein of 376 amino acids. Gene Ontology annotation, molecular function: protein binding. NCBI's taxonomy places the organism in Eukaryota, Viridiplantae, Streptophyta, Magnoliopsida, Solanales, Solanaceae. The transcript has 3 exons. The record is from RefSeq and is a predicted model, not a curated record.